Bubalus bubalis (water buffalo) is the source of this 1900-nucleotide messenger RNA. Its product is annotated as C1GALT1-specific chaperone 1-like. Gene Ontology annotation, molecular function: N-acetylgalactosaminide beta-1,3-galactosyltransferase activity. Bases 679 to 1635 code for a protein of 318 amino acids. The transcript is spliced from 2 exons. The record is from RefSeq and is a predicted model, not a curated record. NCBI's taxonomy places the organism in Eukaryota, Metazoa, Chordata, Mammalia, Artiodactyla, Bovidae.
AAUCCCAGGGACAGGGGAGCCUGGUGGGCUGCCGUCUAUGGGGUCGCACAGUCGGACAUGACUGAAGCGACCUAGCAGCAGCAGCAGCAGCAGUGGGACCCCAUCAGCUGAAGUUUUUAUAAGCUUCCUAGGUAGUUUUGAUAUGUGAUAAGGAUUGAGAACUACUAUUUGAGAGGAAGAUCUCUUGAAGAUGUUUGAGCUGACACCUGAAGGAAGAAGUCAGCCUGCUGGAGUGGAGAAGAGAUUGCUUCAGAGAGAAAAGAGCAGUUGCAAAGACCUGAGGAGGGAGAGACUUUGGCAUGUCCCAGGAAGAGAAUGGAGUUUCACAGAGCUGGAACACAGUAGAAGAGAGAGAAUGGAUGUUUGUAGAAGCAGGUAGACAGCAGUUCAUGCUAUCGUUGGAAUUUUAUAUAUUUUAUAUGUUUGACAUUUAAAUGAAAUGAGAUCACUGGAGAAUUUUAAUCAGGGCGGCUCAGCCUGCCUGCCCAGGGCUCCUUUGCCCCCGCCCCGUGGCCCUCAGGCUGCUGCUUGGCCUCCUCCACCUUUAGCCGAACCAACGAGAGGACACCGCCUGCAUCUAGAGCAGCCUGGAACGUAAAGGAGGGGCUCGCGAAAGUGAGAGGAAAGCCGGGUGCGCUUGUGCUUUCGGUCAUUAAACCAUACCGGACGUGGGGGAAGAUGCUUUCAGAAAGCAGUUUGUUUUUGAAGGGUGUACUGCUCGGAAGCAUUUUAUGUGUCUUGAUGACUAUGCUAGGACAUAUUAAGAUUGAUUAUGGAAAGAGAAUGCACCGCCAUGAGCGUCACCACCUACAAGCUCCUACUAAAGAAGAUAUCUUGAAAAUUUCAGAGGAUGAACGCACGGAACUCAGUAAAAGCUUUCGGGUAUACUGUAUCAUCCUUGUAAAACCAAAGGAUGUGCGUCUCUGGGCGGCCGUGAAGGAGACGUGGGCCAAACAUUGUGACAAAGCAGAGUUCUUCAGUUCUGAAAAUGUUAAAGUGUUUGAGUCAGUUAACAUGGAAACUAAUGACAUGUGGUUAAUGAUGAGAAAAGCUUACAAAUAUGCCUUUGAUAAAUAUAGAGACCAAUACAACUGGUUCUUCCUUGCACACCCCACUAUGUUUGCUAUUAUUGAAAACUUAAAGUACUUUCUGCUAAAAAAGAAUUCUUCACAACCUUUCUAUCUAGGCCACACUGCAAAAUCUGGAGAUCUUGAAUAUGUGAGUGUGGGAGGAGGAAUUGUCUUAAGUAUAGAAUCAAUUAAAAGACUUAACAGCCUUCUCAGUAUUCCUGAAAAGUGUCCUGUAAAGGGAAGGAUGGUUAGAGAGGUAUCUGAAGAUAAGCAGCUUGCAGUCUGCCUGAAAUAUGCUGGAGUGUUUGCAGAAAAUGCAGAAGAUUCUAAAGGAAAAGAUGUGUUUAAUACCAAAUCUGUUGGGAUUUUUAUUAAAGAGGCAAUGACUAAUCAUCCCAACCAGGUGGUGGAAGGAUGUUGUUCAGAUAUGGCUAUUACUUUUAAUGGGCUGACAUGUAAUCAGAUGUAUGUGAUGAUGUAUGGGGUAUAUCAUCUAAGAGCAUUUGGGCAUGUUUUCAAUGAUGUGUUGGUUUUCCUACCUAUGAAUGGUUCUGACAAUGACUGAGAAGUGAAACAAGAAUAUGUAUAUUAUUACCGUGUAAGACACAUGUUGUCAUUAUUUGUGGUAAAACUAUAUACCCAAUACAGCAGUGUGUUUGCCUGUUUUUUUUUUUUUUUCCUUUUUUCAGUUUGGUGACACUGGUUUAUUUGCACAUUGAAGUUUAGUAGUACAUUUUCAAAUAGGGUGAGGUUUUUGAAACAUGAAAAUUUUAUGUGUUGGGAAGAAGUGUUUUAAGAAUGAUAAUUUUAGAAAUAAAGGAUAUACUUAU